CGUAUCUUUGUUGCGAACUUGACUUACGGUGUGACUGAAGAGGAGCUGAGGCCAUUGUUCGAAGCAAAGGGACCUGUGUCCGAGCUGGUGCUGCCGGUUGAUAAGAAGACGAAGAAGCAGAAAGGCGUUGCCAUUGUGACGUAUCUAAUGCCGGAGCACGCUGUCCUGGCUCUCAACGAUUUGAACAGCACACAUUUCCAGGGCCGUGUCCUUCACAUCCAGCCAGCCAAGGCGAAAAUAGAACGAGUAGAGCAGGAAGAGUCAGCCGACACGUCAUCAUACAAGAAAAAGAAAGCCGCAAAAGUCUCCGCAGUGCACUGGACAAACUGGAACACUCUGUUCAUGGGUGGUGAUGCUGUUGCCGGUGGCGUUGCCGCCAAGUAUGGCGUGUCCAAGGCUGAUGUUCUGGAUGCGGAAAGCUCCAAAAGCCAAGCAGUGCGACUUGCCCUGGGUGAGACGGAUCUGGUCAGGGAGACGAAGGAAUUCCUCCUGCAGCAUGGUGUUAAGCUGGAUGUAUUGCAGAAGGGUGCCAUAAAGCGCAGCGCAACCGUCAUCUUGGCAAAGGACCUACCAUCUGGCACGACAGCAAGUAGCUUGCGCAAGGUCUUCGUACCAUUCGGCGAUGUCUUACGCGUGGUGUUGCCUCCCUCUGGUGUCUCGGGUAUCGUUGAAAUGUCGGAUCCUGAAGAAGCCAAGGCAGCCUACAAAAAGCUAUACUGCUCUUGUUUUGUGGACCGGCCUUUGUUCUUGGAGUGGUGUCCAGAGGGAGUAUUCUCCGGUCCACCUCCAGCAUCAGCUGACUCUGACGAGGAAGACAAGGGAGGUGAUGCUGAUGUGGAUGACGACAGCGCAGCACAGCAGCAGAGUACAUUGUUUUUGAAGAACCUCAACUUCAGAACUACAGAGGACACGCUGAAGACGGUAUUUAUGUCGAUUGGACCAAUUCAGAGUGUGACCAUUGCCAAGAAGAAGGACCCUAAGAAUCCAGGUAAAACCUUAUCAAUGGGUUUUGGUUUUGUGGAGUUUGCGCAACGAGAGCAUGCUAUGGAGGCCAUCAAGAACUUACAGCAUCAUAGCAUUGAUGAUCACAACGUAGAGCUGAAGAUGUCAGAUCGUACAACAAAAGUUGCCCCACGCGCCGGUAAACGUGCCAAAAGCUCUGCAGCUCCAAGCAAGAAAAUUCUUGUUCGCAAUCUUCCUUUCGAAGCAAACGGCAAAGAGAUCCGGGAACUUUUCAAGGCUUAUGGGCAGAUUAACACAGUGCGACUGCCGAAGAAACCUGGCACUAACAAUCACCGUGGUUUCGGCUUUGUUGACUUCCUAUCCGAACAAGAAGCUGAGCGAGCGUUUGACGCUCUGAGUGCCAGCACUCACUUGUAUGGUCGAAGGCUGGUGUUGGAGUGGGCUAUGCAAGAGGAGACGGUGGAUAGCGUGAGGCUCAGAACAGCAAAGCACUUUCAUGAACCACUUGCCAAGCGGAAGAAAGUUGAGCUCAGUACGUAACCUGUUGGAGCUCUACUGAUUACAUGGAACCGAGAAAUAUAUUAUGCAAUGGUAAUCUUUCUUCCUCGAACUGAUGAGCAUUUUUCCUCGUUCAAUUGCCAACAUAACUUUAGUUUUA
Sycon ciliatum is the source of this 1621-nucleotide messenger RNA. Its product is annotated as probable RNA-binding protein 19. The transcript is spliced from 17 exons. NCBI's taxonomy places the organism in Eukaryota, Metazoa, Porifera, Calcarea, Leucosolenida, Sycettidae. The coding region runs from base 148 to 1503 and encodes 451 amino acids. Gene Ontology annotation, molecular function: RNA binding. The record is from RefSeq and is a predicted model, not a curated record.